AUGAAAAGAAAUUAUUUCCGUAGAUGUGGAGUGUGUCGUGGUUGUCAGUGUAAACCUUGCGGUCAUUGUACGUACUGUCAAGACAGUCCUCAGUUCGGUGGGCCAGGCGUCAAGAAACAAUCGUGUAUUGAACGGAGGUGUUUGCGUGUGCUCGAAAACAGAUUGCAGCGUGAUGCGCCAACGUUCAAGGCACGUGUUGGUUGCAAUCAAUGCGAGGAUUGUCGUAUGCCAGACUGUCAAAUAUGCCUUGUAUGCCUUGACAAAAGGUUACGAUUACAGAUCACUGAACUGUGA
Messenger RNA from Anisakis simplex (herring worm), 294 nucleotides. Lineage: Eukaryota; Metazoa; Nematoda; Chromadorea; Rhabditida; Anisakidae. The record is from the annotation of a GenBank genome assembly.